Sciurus carolinensis (gray squirrel) is the source of this 1702-nucleotide messenger RNA. It is a transcript of the gene Tpst1, whose product is annotated as tyrosylprotein sulfotransferase 1. The coding region runs from base 413 to 1558 and encodes 381 amino acids. Gene Ontology annotation, molecular function: protein-tyrosine sulfotransferase activity. Gene Ontology annotation, biological process: peptidyl-tyrosine sulfation. Gene Ontology annotation, cellular component: Golgi apparatus. The transcript is spliced from 6 exons. NCBI's taxonomy places the organism in Eukaryota, Metazoa, Chordata, Mammalia, Rodentia, Sciuridae. The record is from RefSeq and is a predicted model, not a curated record.
CCGCCCGGCGCGCGCUGGGGCGACGACCGCGGGAGUCGCUGCUGAGGCGGCCGCGGUGCGGGUCGCGGCGGCGCGUCUCCCGGGCCGGCCCGGGCUGGCGGCGGCGGGUGCUCGGCGGCGAGGACGGGCUCCCGGGCCGACGCGAUGGCGCCCACCUAAGGCGGUGUGGGAGGUGACUGGGCUCAGCAUGCCGGCGCGGCGGCGCGGCGGCUCUUCGCUGGUCGCAGGAUUUGAAAUACAUCAUUCCCUGCCCGUCUGACCUUCAGAGUUUCUGCUGAGAAAUCUGCUGCUCCUGUGAUGGAUAUGCCUUUAUAUUAAUCAUCUUUCUGAAGUAGAAUCUCCAUGGCCUGAACAUUUUUUGAAAAUCAUUUUGAGCAAAGCAUUUGUUUAAUAACAAGAUAACCAUAUCAAGAUGGUUGGAAAAUUGAAGCAGAAUUUACUACUGGCAUGUCUGGUGAUCAGUUCUGUGACAGUAUUUUACUUGGGCCAGCAUGCCAUGGAAUGCCAUCACCGAAUCGAGGAACGUAGCCAGCCAGUCAAAUUGGAGAGCACAAAGGCCACUGUGCGAACCAGCCUGGACCCUAAAGUCAACAAGACCUUUGCCUAUCACAAAGAUAUGCCUUUGAUAUUUAUUGGAGGUGUGCCUCGGAGUGGAACCACCCUCAUGAGGGCCAUGUUAGAUGCGCACCCUGACAUUCGCUGUGGAGAGGAAACCAGGGUCAUUCCUCGGAUCCUGGCCCUGAAGCAGAUGUGGUCGCGGUCCAGUAAAGAGAAGAUCCGCCUGGAUGAGGCUGGAGUCACUGAUGAAGUGCUGGAUUCCGCCAUGCAAGCCUUCUUACUGGAGAUCAUCGUUAAGCAUGGGGAGCCAGCCCCGUACUUGUGUAACAAAGAUCCCUUUGCCCUGAAAUCCUUAACUUACCUUGCCAGGUUGUUCCCUAAUGCCAAAUUUCUCCUGAUGGUUCGAGAUGGCCGGGCAUCAGUUCAUUCAAUGAUUUCUCGGAAAGUGACUAUAGCUGGGUUUGACCUGAACAGCUACAGGGACUGCUUGGCCAAGUGGAAUCGAGCCAUAGAGACGAUGUACAACCAGUGCAUGGAGGUUGGUCACAAGAAGUGCAUGCUGGUCCACUAUGAGCAGCUCGUCCUCCAUCCGGAGCGGUGGAUGAGGACCCUGCUGAAGUUCCUCCACAUCCCGUGGAACCACUCAGUGCUGCACCACGAGGAGAUGAUUGGGAAAGCUGGGGGAGUGUCACUGUCAAAGUCUACAAAGGAGAAUUCCAACUACCUGACUUUCUUAAGGACAAACCCCAGACCGAGCAAGCGGAGUAGCAGAGUCUGGAACCUCCUUCACCCCUGGAGGAGAGCCGCAGACCAGUGGAGCGCAGCCCUCGCCGAAGAGCCCAGGGACCGCGCUCCUAGCACUGCUCCUGUCCUCAGCUCUCUGAACGAUUCCAGACUCCUUCUCGAGGGAGCUGGAAAAGGCACCCGUGAGCACAGUGGGCAGCCCGUGUUGGGUGGCCCGAGCUCGUCCCGUGUUGUGAGAACACUUGUGCCUGUUUAAGUGUAUUGAUGUGGAUAAUAUUAAAUACCUUAAUUAUUUAAGUAAUUCAUCGUACUGUUUCUGAGAAGUUGGGAAAUUACUGUAUACAUUUACAGCUUAAUGACUUUUGUAUUUUAUUUUUCAAAAUAAAAGCUUUGAACGUGA